Molecule: messenger RNA, 1556 nt
Organism: Archocentrus centrarchus (flier cichlid)
Lineage: Eukaryota; Metazoa; Chordata; Actinopteri; Cichliformes; Cichlidae
Gene: ccnp
Product: cyclin P
Exons: 9
Coding region: 120-1340 (406 amino acids)
Source: RefSeq, a predicted model, not a curated record
ACCGGUGACCCCGCCCCAAUCAGUGUGGCUCCCGCUCUUAAUUAGCGGCUCUUCUGGCUGCAGGACGCUGCUCCAGGCCUCCGCCGACACCCGUGGAUAAGUAGCUGCAGCGGCCGGGCAUGAGAACGCUGUCUUCGGCUGUGACCAUGGCCAGGACUGGGUUCUGCGACACCAAGCCUCUGCUGGACUUACACAAGAAGGCGGAUGAAAGGCGUGCCCCACUAAGAACCUGGGCUAACGCCUCUGGGCCUAUAGAUCAUUGGCAGCCUGUAGAAGCAGACGAGUCCAGGAUGAACCUGGUCAAAAUGGAACCAGAACGCAGAUGGGAAAGGAGGCUAUCAUUGCAAACCAGUGAAGGCAUCAUCAUGGGGUUUCAUGAGGACAGUAGGACAUGGUCCCCUGGUAAAGUAAUUGAUGGGUGUGUAGAAGAGCCUGUGCUUCUUUACCCUCAUGGCCUGCAGGGUCUUCCUAGCCUACAGGUGCUGGUUCCCAGCUUGUUGCGCCAUGAAGUAGAGAAAGCACUAGAGAAACUAGACCUCAUAUGGGACCGGACAUAUGCCUGGGAGAUGUUUUUGGACAUGAUGAGAACCCAAACACACAACUGUCUUCCCAGUGCAGACCUCCCCAGGUAUUUUACUGACGCCACUCGAGCUAUUCUGGUGGACUGGCUCAUUCAGGUUCAUGAGAUCAUGCACUUUCAAGAUGAGACCCUCUAUCUGGCCAUACACCUCCUCAACUGCUCCCUGCGACUGAUCAAGGUGACCACAGCCAACCUGCAGCUCCUUGGCAUGGUUUGUCUCUUCAUUGCUGCCAAGAAAGAAGAGUGUCUCCUCCCUGAGGUGUCUGGACUCUGCUCCUUGAUGGACCACACCUACACUAAACAUCAGCUUCUGCGAAUGGAACGCAAAGUCCUCUCUGGCCUCAAGUUUGAGCUGUCCUAUUCCCCACCUCUGCAUUUCCUCCUCCUCUUCGCCUCUAUUGCUCGCUGCAGUGCCAUGGUGACCUGGAUGGCUCGUUAUCUGCUGGAGCUGUCGCUCCUGGAGGGCCAUUGUGUGGUGUUUCUACCAGCUCAGCUGGCUGGAGCAGCCCUCUGUUUGGCCCGCCAAGUCCUGCAGGAGCCUCCUACACCAGAGGGGGAGGCCGCCUGGUGUUUGGUGUCCAGCAUCCAUGUUGGCAGUGAGGCUACUCUUCUGAAGAUCAUGCAUAUUCUCGCCAGUGUUGCUGCCAAGGCUCACACUCGAGAAACCCGUGCUACCUUUCUUAAAUUUUCGUGCCCAGAAACCAUGCAGGUCAGCAGACACCCAGGACUGAAAAACGCCUCCAGUCUACUGGGUGUAUGAAGUUGACAUACCUGAUUUGAAACAACUUAAUUAUAUACUUCAAAGAAGCAUUCAAAAGUGCUGAACUAGUACAAACUAGUUACAGUACACUAGUAUAACUUGAGAACUGGAUUCCUUUGAGGCAAAGCCUCUAGCCAAAGCAGUAUCAUCUUGGCUAUGGAUCCUGGAGAGUUGACAAGUAAUUGGGUGAAGAACAAGUAAGAUUUGUUGCCAGGC